This is a messenger RNA of Trichoderma asperellum CBS 433.97, 558 nucleotides long. RefSeq lists its product as uncharacterized. NCBI's taxonomy places the organism in Eukaryota, Fungi, Ascomycota, Sordariomycetes, Hypocreales, Hypocreaceae. The record is from RefSeq and is a predicted model, not a curated record.
AUGGGAUCAUUAUGCUUCUCUCGGCUCACCCCUCCCCAUGGUGGAGUUUCAAUUACGUACAAACUUGCAACUUCGUUGAGCAAAGGCGAGAUCCUGGAAUCUGGGCAACUCCAGUUUUUACCCCAUCGACUAAACGCAUGCUCCAAGAUUGAAGAGAUGCAAAUAUCUCUUUGUCAUGGCAAAUCCGGGGCCCCAGGUUUUUGGCAGAUGAAUCUGGUGGCAAGCAGUCGGGAAGAGGAUCCAAUGGGUCCAGCCCGUGCCCGUGUGGAAACUUGGUCGAGAUCAUCGCCACAAAUUGAACCUUGGGCGUCAGAGAUGCUUUGGUUUCUAUUUUGGAGGAGGCUGAACUCAAUUAACGAGGAAUCCAAGGCCCCGUGCAAUCGUAGCGCGACUGCUACAUACGACUUACGCGACAUCUUGGGGCUCGGCAAUUCGCGGCUAAACCCUCCUGCAAACAUUCUACGCGCGAUCACGAAAUUUGCCUUUUUCAGCUGCACCAUCAUUGUUGCAUGUUGCAUUUUGAUUGGGCACGGUAUGGGCUCUUGUUCUUCGAUGUGA